Molecule: messenger RNA, 495 nt
Organism: Eremomyces bilateralis CBS 781.70
Lineage: Eukaryota; Fungi; Ascomycota; Dothideomycetes; Eremomycetales; Eremomycetaceae
Exons: 2
Cellular component (GO): mitochondrion
Source: RefSeq, a predicted model, not a curated record
ACUCCCCCCUCCGGCUCCUUUCCCCCUCAACCACAAACUAUCUCUCAGAAGCUUAAGGCCCUCAGCAGAGAAUACGGGUACUCUGCCGUCGGCGUAUACCUCGCCCUCUCUGCGUUGGAUUUUCCGUUCUGCUACCUCGCGGUGCGGUGGCUUGGCACGGAUCGGAUCGGCCGGUGGGAGCAUAAGAUCCUUGGCGGGUUUUGGUGGAUGGUGGGGAUGGUGGCGCCGGGUAUGGCGGAGCGGAGGGCGGAGAGGGUGACGGUGGGAGCGGACGGGGUUGGAGGGGAUGGGGAUGGGAUGGAAGGGGGGAUGGACAUGGAAAAGGAGAUUGGGGGACGAAAGACUGAGGGGGCAAUCUGGACCCAGCUGGCACUGGCGUAUGCGAUCCACAAAUCCCUAAUCUUCAUCCGGGUGCCGCUCACGGCUGCCGUCUUGCCCAAGGUUGUUAAAACCUUGAGGAGCUGGGGUUACAAUAUUGGGAAGAAAAGACCGAAG